This is a messenger RNA of Budorcas taxicolor (takin), 3707 nucleotides long. It is a transcript of the gene CEBPG, whose product is annotated as CCAAT enhancer binding protein gamma. Gene Ontology annotation, molecular function: RNA polymerase II cis-regulatory region sequence-specific DNA binding; DNA-binding transcription factor activity, RNA polymerase II-specific. Lineage: Eukaryota; Metazoa; Chordata; Mammalia; Artiodactyla; Bovidae. The record is from RefSeq and is a predicted model, not a curated record. The transcript has 2 exons. The coding region runs from base 271 to 720 and encodes 149 amino acids. Gene Ontology annotation, biological process: regulation of transcription by RNA polymerase II; DNA-templated transcription.
UCGUGGUGGCAGCUGCGGCGGCUGCGGCGGCGGAACGGGCGGAGGCUGCCGGUUUCGUAACCGUCGCUCCUCCUGGCUGACUCUCGGGCUGCGAGGCCUGGGUCGGGUCGGGCCGCGCCGUGCGGGGCCGCUUGGAGUGGAGGCCGCCUGGGAGCAGGCGGGCUGGAGGGGCCAGGUACAUGUGAAGAUUUCUUGGCAGUUCAGUGUGGAAACCAUUGAUCACCUUGUCUUCAUUCUGCUUGUCCUGUGUUGAAAAGGGAGCGUGCCCAAAUGAGCAAGGUAUCGCCGCAGAACAGCACCCCGGGCGUGAACGGAAUAAGUGUCAUCCAUACUCAGGCUCAUGCCAGCGGCUUACAGCAGGUUCCUCAGCUGGUGCCCGCCGGCCCCGGGGGCGGAGGCAAAGCUGUGCCUCCCAGCAAGCAGAGCAAGAAGAGCUCCCCCGUGGAUCGCGACAGUGACGAGUAUCGGCAGCGCAGGCAGAGGAACAACAUGGCCGUGAAAAAGAGCCGGCUGAAAAGCAAGCAGAAGGCGCAGGAUACGCUGCAGAGGGUCAGUCAGCUCAAGGAAGAGAAUGAGCGGUUGGAGGCAAAAAUUAAAUUGCUGACUAAGGAAUUAAGUGUACUGAAAGAUUUGUUUCUUGAGCACGCACACAACCUCGCAGAUAACGUGCAACCCAGUAGCACUGAAAGUACGGCAAAUCCUGAUAAGGCAGGACAGUAGAGCUCACCCCUUGCAAACUUCACACUUUGUGGCUUGAACAUUUAAGGUGUGACUACCUACACCUCUCGUAUCAGCGGCUGAACCGCCAUUAUUCAGAGACCAUUGAAGGUUGUUUUCUAGGGUCCGCCCUGAAGAGCUGAUUAGCUAAAAAUGUUAGACGUGUAACUUGAAUAUCUGGUUUUAAAUGAUAAGAGUUUUUGUGGGGAUAAAAAACACUUUUAAAGGUAUAUGGUUUAAAAAAAAACAAAACUGCCCUGGAACCUUGAUGUUCUUAAUAAAUGCUGACUUCCCAAAAAAAUGUUUCUUUUUUAGGUUGACAAAAGGAAUGGGGAACUGGCAAGUCGUAUGGAAGAGUCUUGGUUUUAAUGGAUAUGGUUAAUUGGAUGAAAGAAAGCUAAAUGCCAUCUCUGUUCAUCUAUUUGUGACUCGUUUCUAAAUUGUGUAUUAAAAAUGCUUAGGGCUAUAGAAACCAAUCACUUUAUAAUUUGGAGUGAUUUUAUGUAUAGCAUAAACCCUGUUUCAGCAUAACUAGUACUGUUUUACCUAACAAAUACUAGUUUUUUGAAUACUGAUAACAAGUUACGUAAAGAAACCCCAUUGCAUUUUAAAGGCAGUAUGCAGCCAAUUGGCUUAAAAAUAGAAAUAGCAUUUAGGAAGCAAAUAGGUUUUUUAAAAGUAAAAGCAAAGCAUAUUAGAAUUACACUCUUGGGAUACCUUUGGGUUAUUGGAUUGGCAUUAUUUUGUUAAAAUUUAAAAAAAACAUGGUUUAGAGAAACUCCGUAUCAGUUUUAGUUUGUGCAGAUGCUAGUAAGCUUUUUUUCCUUUUACACCAUUUGCACAGCCUAGUUAGUAAAUCAGAGCAUCUUAACAGUUUAUGUCCACUCAAAUUGCAGGUUAGGAUUUUGAAUAUUAAUUUCAGCAGGUAGUUUCUCCUGUAUUCAAAUACAUUGCAGUGGGGCUGAGGAUUUUGAAAGCAAAAAUUUCUUGUGAAGGAUCACUUAUAUUUGAUCAUAACCAACUGGUUCUUAGAAAAAUACACUGUCAACUCCAUGCCAUUUCCCAAAAUAAUAGCCUAAGAAGACUUGAAAAUAUAAGGUUAAACAGUUAAUUUAUUUCACUUAAACGCAUCUUUUUAUAUUAUUUUUGUGACAUUUCUUAGUGGGCUGUAUUCUUCCAGACUUUUGUACCACUUUUUAUUCAUUUGUAUGCAUUUAUGUCCCAUAAAUUAUUUUAGCAAGAAAAUACUGAUAGAACUCAGGAUAUUGAUAUUUCUGUUGAGACUAAAAAGUGGAGUCGCUAGAAUGGGAAUCUCUAGGAUCUGGAUUAUAUCAGCGUUGGUAGUUUUGAUUGCCCUUGUUUUUCUUUUAAUGCAGUUCUAGCUCAGAUUUGUUGGAGUCUGUUUUUUUCUUCUUCCAGUGUUUGUUUUUGGAUGACCCAGAGUGAUGACAAGAGGCUGAGUCACAUCGGACUCACAAAGUCGCCCACUGUCUUAUUUGAACAUGGUCAUUUUAGGCUGCAUUGCUGUUGCAUACCAGAACCUGGGGCGUUGUAACCAGGAUGCAAUUCAAGUUGCACACUCAGGUGGAUGGAAGAGUGGUGUCUGUGCCCUUCUGGUCAGCAGAAGACAUCACAGUGCCCUGCAGCUCAGCAAAGCCAUUAACAAAGGCCGAGAGUCCCUUCUGCAUGUGACACGAGCCCAGUAUUGUCCCACGAGAGCCACCGUCCCAGGGUGGUUAACUCCCGAUAGAGCCAGGAGAGAGGAUAGGGGUUGCUGUUAGGGUCCAACGUUGGUUACCUUGGUUGGAGUAUCGAUCAACUUGUAGGUAGAUGGAGGUUUUAAAUAACUAGGAGAUGCCCCAGAAUCCUGCUCAAUCUUCAGUAGCACCUCACUGGGGAUGCAGUUAGUUCUCCUGAAUCUUCAAGCAUCUAUAAGAGGUGCUACAGACGUUUUAAUCUCUUUAUUUACUAAACAGUAUCUUUCAGAAAUGGAUGUCCACAUGGAAUUUAUCAUUACCCAUGAUAUGAAGUGACCUAACUAUCUUGGAAAAGAAGCUUUAGGGAAAUCAUCAGGAAUGUACUUGGUUAUUUCAAAGAAGAAAAUAAGAUUGGAACUUUUGGAACAAUUGAUUCAAACUUUCCUUUUACCUCUGCAAAUCAGAACUAGCACAAGCAGUCGUACCGUUUUAUGCAUAGCGUAGAAAAAUGUUAACCAUGGUCUUGACUGUCUUACUGAAGUGUUUGGGAAUGAAAGUUUUUCAUUUGAUAGGUUUAUCAGUGUAAAAUGGAGGGAAACCAAGUAUGGGAAAUGGGCAAAUGUAGAGCUUUGGGAAUUGUAAAUGACUUGUAACUUUUUUGUUCUGUAGAUUUCGUAUGAACCAUUAGGAUAUGAUCCGCCUUUGCUGGCAGGUCUAGUGGUUUAGGAAUUAGGCUGCAGUAUAAAUUUCUAGCUGCAUCUGAGUCUUCUGGGGUGGGUGCUUUCGGACUGGUCUUGGCUGCAGGUGGUGCCAGUGAACAGCGCUUCCUGCUGUCUGGCCCCUUUGAGUUACUGGGAUGUGAGCUCAGGCUUUGGACAUUCUUACCAAGAAGUAGUAAGAUUUUAAUAAAAUAUGACCAGAAUUUUGAAAUUCAGGUCGUGAGUGUGAAAUUCUCAAACUUACGUAAGAAGUAUGUACACUUUAAUGUUUGGGGUUAAAAGGAAGGAAAUCAUAGCAGCUUUUGAUGUUUCUUAAUCCCCAUUAGAAGGUUUGAAGCUUUGUACCUGAACAACCCAGUUAAAGCACUCGGAGUGUUUUCGAUGCUUUAGAAAUAGAAAAUUUUUGUCUGACAAAAGCUAGGAAGGAAUAAAGUCCAUUCUAUAGCUGUUAGAUCUGCUCUCAGGAAAAAGUACUUGUUCUUUUUGUUCCUGGCUUUCCUCAGUUUGUGAGAUAACUCUAUUUUUUUAAAUAUAAUUUUAUUUCUUUCAAUGGAUUUGAAAUAAAAAAAAAAAA